Molecule: messenger RNA, 2457 nt
Organism: Capsella rubella
Lineage: Eukaryota; Viridiplantae; Streptophyta; Magnoliopsida; Brassicales; Brassicaceae
Product: two-component response regulator-like APRR2
Exons: 11
Coding region: 297-1919 (540 amino acids)
Biological process (GO): positive regulation of DNA-templated transcription; phosphorelay signal transduction system
Cellular component (GO): nucleus
Molecular function (GO): DNA-binding transcription factor activity; transcription cis-regulatory region binding
Source: RefSeq, a predicted model, not a curated record
AAUAACAACACUAGUCACCAACUCAUUAUAACUCUUCUUCAUCAAUUUUUGUUUUCUCUCUCUAGAAGUCACCAUAUCCACCCAAAGGUUUUAACUUUUGAAUGUGACUCAGUACAGAGAGAGGGAGAGAGAAAGAGAAACAGAGAGAGAGAGCUUGAGGAAGGGUUUAAGCAGAUCUGCAAGAAACACUCUCAGACAGUGUUUUCCAUCUUUUCCGCUGUAGAAUCAAACCGGCGGCGACAGUGACGGCGGCGAAAAGCGGCGGUGUUGGCCGCGAAAACGAUGCAAAACCAGCUAUGGUCAUUACCGCUAACGAUUUAUCAAAAUGGGAAAAUUUUCCUAAAGGACUUAAGGUUCUUCUUCUCCUCAACGGCGACGACGACGGUGGAGAUGGCUUCUCCGCUGCCGAGACUCGAUCAAUGCUCGAGUCAGCGGACUAUAUCGUUACUACAUUCACAGAUGAAACCGAAGCUCUCUCUGCGCUUUUCAAGAACCCGGAGAGCUUCCACAUUGCCUUGGCGGAGGUGAAUACGAAUGCUGAGAAAGAAGGAUUCAAGUUUCUUGAGGCUGCCAAAGACAUUCUUCCUACUAUAAUGAUUUCAACUGAUCAUUGCAUCGCUACUACGAUGAAAUGCAUAGCGCUUGGUGCAGUUGAGUUCCUUCAAAAACCACUCACACCGGAGAAACUAAAGAACAUUUGGCAGCAUGUUGUUCAUAAGGCAUUCAAUGAUGGUGGGAGUAAUGUUUCCGGAUCACUUAAGCCCGUGAAAGAAUCUGUUGUCUCGAUGCUUCAUCUUGAUACCGACAUGACAAUUGAUGAGAAAGAUCCAGCGCCAUCAACCCCGCAAUUGACACAAGUUUCGCGGUUACUAGACGGGAAUUGCCAAGAGAACAUAAACUGCUCUAUGGAAAAUGUAAAUUCCUCAACCGAGAAGGAUAACAUGGAAGAUCAAGACAUUGGUGAAUCUAAAUUAGUCGACACUACAAACCCCGAAUCAGAAGAUGACAAAGUGGUUGUCAAAGAAGAGAGAGGAGACAGCGAAAAAGAGGAAGAAGGUGAAACCGGAGAUCUUGAAAGUGAGAAGACAGAUUCGGUCAAUUGUCAUAAGAAAGAGGAUGAGGCUAAACCUGUCAACAAAUCGUCCGGAAUCAAGAACUUGUCUGGUAACAACAAAACUAGUCGAAAGAAGGUGGAUUGGACACCAGAGCUGCACAAGAAGUUCGUGCAAGCAGUUGAGCAACUAGGGAUUGAUCAAGCCAUACCUUCACGGAUUCUUGAGUUAAUGAAAGUAAGCAACUUAACAAGACACAACGUAGCUAGUCACCUCCAGAAGUUUCGGAUACAUAGGAGAAAUAUUCUUCCAAAGGAGGAUCAUAACCAAAGAUGGGCACAAUCUAGAGAGAACCAGAGACCAAUUCAACGAAACAACAACGGGUUUCAGCAACAUCAACGUCCCGUGAUGGCUUACCCCGUUUGGGGUCUUCCCAGUAUGCAUCCGCCGCCAGGAGCCAUUCCACCUUUGUGGCCUCCACCGCUGCAUUGCGCUGGUCAACCACCUCCGUGGCAUUGGAAACCACCUUAUCCAACGGUGAACGGUAAUGCAUGGGGUUGUCCGGUUGGACCGCCCGUGAACGGAUCAUAUUAUACUCCUCCGAAUAUUACCGCCGGCGGAUUCCAAUAUACUAACGGAGUUGAAACCGCCUUCAAACUAAUGCCGGCGACUCAGCCGGACGAGGAAAUGUUAGAUCAAGUGGUAAAGGAAGUCGUCAGCAAACCGUGGCUGCCGCUACCGCUGGGGCUGAAACCGCCGUCAGCUGAGAGCGUUUUGACAGAGCUAUCGCGUCAAGGCAUCCCAGCCGUCCCUGCUUCCUCCUCCUCAUCAUGUCUUCUAACCAAUGGCUCUCACCGUCUCCGCUGACGUGUCCAUAAAACAGGACCCCGCAGGUAUGAUGACGUCAUGCGUGGCGUCCUUGUCCGUGUCUGACGACUGUCCGAAACUGCUGAUUAGGAAAGGAUCCUGUUGAAGAGUUUGGUUUUUAAUUGUUCUUUAUUUUUUUUGGUUGUCGUCAUUCAAAAAAAAUAAGAAAUUGUUUAAGAAUAUUAAUAAAUAAUAUUAUCUAAGAAAAAGGAGAAAAGAUCGGACGGUGGAGAUGUGGGCGACGACGUUGGUUCGAAGACCACACGUGGAAUCUGCGGAUGUAAAUAGAUCUCGAACACGGGACUUUGACAAGUCAGGUUCUGACUUAUGUGUGUCUCACUGUGAUGUGUAUUAAUCUUUUUUUUUGUGGGUUGUCGAGUUCUCUCUCUCUCUCGGGGCCACUAGAGAGAAUUUAAUAGUUGAUACUGUUUCUAGGUGACUGAUGAGAUAUGAUCACGAUUCACGUGUAAUGUAACUUGGAGUCUUAGACGUUAUGUUGUUCGGCGGAACUCAACUAGAAACUAACUAUUUUUUUAGA